Molecule: messenger RNA, 642 nt
Organism: Pyricularia oryzae 70-15
Lineage: Eukaryota; Fungi; Ascomycota; Sordariomycetes; Magnaporthales; Pyriculariaceae
Exons: 2
Coding region: 1-642 (213 amino acids)
Source: RefSeq, a predicted model, not a curated record
AUGACCGAACCAAAUAUUCCACACUUCCAGCCUCUCACGGUCUCUGGCCAGUUCCCAGAGAGCGAUGUUCGUGGCGCUGCUGCCAGAGAGGCCGCCAGCGGCCGAGUGACCUAUUUGGACUGGGAGGAACAGCAACGUCUGGAACAGGAGGAACAACAGCUUCGGAAUGAGCUGGAUGCUCUGAAAAGCGAGGUCCAGGUCAAGCGUCAACUACGACGCUACAUGCGCAUCUUCGACGCCGCUACAGCAGGCGACCGGAUGAUCACCGACGUGGCCGAGAAGGCCCGUCGCUGCAGGCAAAGCUUCGACAUCGUAGGCUUGAUGAUCAAAGUCUGCAGUGUUACAGACUUUGUCGUGAAGGAAAUCCAGAAUGAGCGGUAUGCUCCCACGCCGGUGGCAUCUCCAUUAACCGAGGCGGCCUCGAUCCCAGGGUCACCAUCACGAAUCGAACAGACGCCGAUAUCCUCGCACGCAGCAACCUAUGGCAGCAGCCCCAGCCCUGGCAGCAGGGGCUCCCCUCAACCGGCCGAGUCGAUUCAUAUCGUCUCUACUGAGCCUGUUGCAGAAAUGACAAAGCCGGCCACAUCUGGCCCGAUCGUCACUCGAUACGGCAGGAUUAUUAGGGCUCCAAAAAGGCUUUAA